AAACGAAGCACGCUACACGUGCAAUGAAAAUAUUUUCAUGAAAUAUUGUGAAAUAACAAAGAUAAGAGAAUGCGACUGCACUGUUACUAAUACUUUUAAAUAUUUCCUCGUAUAUUAUAUACGAUUAUUACAUUCGUAUUUAUCUAUUUUAAAUUUACAAUGUCCUUGUCCGUGCUAACAGCGUUUCUAUUGCAUAACCUGAAAAUAUGUAUUAUAAUGUAAUCAUUAAAUUGCAAAUUUGAAGAUAAAGCGACAUACAAGUGCCGUUCUAAGCAACAAAUUAUGUCGACAACGUACACAGCAUUUAUAACUGGGGUUGUGAUAGCAUCGCUAACAUGGAUAUUGAGCUUGUACCUUUACUCGACGCUUUCUCAUAACGAAGGAAAUAAGAAUAUUUACUCGUCAUCAAAUUUUUUACAAGUUUUAACAAAGACCAAAACUUUUGAUAAAGGCAUGAAUAACUAUGAAAACAGCAACAAGCUGCUGCAUCAUUUACAAGCAGUUUCGCUUAAACCUGCCGUUUUAUUAAGCAAUGGAUUGGAUACUUUAGGAAUGGUGAGGAAUUUGGAAGAUCAACAAAAAAGAAAUGAAGGAUAUAAAAAUUAUUCUUUUAACAUCUUGGUAUCGGAUAAUAUUGGCUUUUACAGAGACAUAUUAGACACAAGAAAUGAAUUGUGUCAAACGCAAAAGUAUGCAAAUAAUUUGCCAAACGCUAGUAUCGUUAUUUGUUUCUACAACGAACAUUAUACAACGCUCAUGAGAUCUUUGCAAUCUUUGAUCGUAAGAACACCAAUGUCAUUAUUACAUGAAAUUAUUUUAGUGAAUGAUUAUAGCGAAAGUAAUAUGUUACAUGAAAAAAUAAAACGUUACAUCGAUAACUUUAACGGCAAAGUAAAAUUAUUUAAAACUGAAAGGAGGGAAGGAUUGAUUAGAGCAAGAAUGUUUGGUGCAAGAAAGGCAACAGGGAACGUUUUAAUAUUUUUAGACAGUCACAUUGAAGUAAAUAAAGAAUGGAUAGAACCUCUUCUUUCGAGAAUAGCAUAUUCAAGGACUAUUGUACCUAUGCCAGUUAUCGAUAUUAUAAACGCAGAUACAUUUCAAUAUACUGGGAGUCCUUUGGUCAGAGGAGGUUUCAAUUGGGGACUGCAUUUUAAAUGGGACAACUUACCCGUUGGUACAUUGACCAAUCACGAAGACUUUGUAAAACCUAUUAAAUCGCCAACUAUGGCAGGAGGAUUAUUUGCUAUCGACAAAACAUACUUUAUGGAGUUAGGUGAAUAUGAUCCUGGCAUGGACAUUUGGGGUGGUGAAAAUCUAGAGAUCUCCUUUAGAAUAUGGAUGUGUGGUGGAAGUAUUGAACUUAUACCAUGUUCAAGAGUUGGUCAUGUUUUUAGAAGACGCAGACCAUAUGGCAGUAACGAACAAUAUGAUACAAUGUUAAAAAACUCUUUACGCGUUGCACAUGUGUGGAUGGACGAAUAUAAAGAUUAUUUUUUAAAAAAUGUUAAAAAAAUAGAUUACGGUGAUAUUUCCGAUAGAGUUGCAUUGCGACAAAAAUUAAACUGCAAAAGUUUUGCUUGGUAUCUCAAAGUAGUUUAUCCCGAAUUAGUAUUGCCGGAUGAUAAUGAAACCCAAUUAAAGGACAAAUGGUCAAAGUUAGAUCAAAAGCCAAUGCAACCUUGGCAUUCAAGGAAGAGGAAUUACAUUGAUCAAUAUCAAAUAAGACUUACCAAUUCCACAUUGUGUAUUCAAAGUGAAAGAGAUAUCAAGACUAAAGGUUCGAAACUCAUUUUAGCUCCAUGUUUAAGAAUUAAAUCACAGAUGUGGUAUGAAACGGCAAAAAAUGAGUUGAUACUUGGACAAGUGCUUUGUAUGGAAGGAGGAGGAAAGAUACCGAAGCUUGGAAAGUGUCAUGAGAUGGGUGGAAAUCAAGAUUGGCGACAUAAAAGCUCCAAUGGUACACCUAUUUACAAUAUGGCAAUUGGUACGUGCUUGGGAGCCUUACGAGCAACUAAAAAGGCAGAAAUUAUCAUGAAUUUAUGUACCAAAUCUGACGUGUCGUCGAUGUCUUGGGAUCUUGUUCGUUCUAAAAUAGGACAAAAAACAAUCAGAUGACACGUAAACGGUCCUUUUAAAAGAUACAUAUAACGCGUCUCAUAUCAAAUCGUUUGUGAAUAUAGCAAAGGAGAAGUGUUUACACGUCUGUUUGACGGAUAUUCAAUUGAAACACGAUCAAUAAUCGAUUUAUCAUUCGCAUCUAUCGUAAGUGAUAAAAGGA
Vespa mandarinia (Asian giant hornet) is the source of this 2278-nucleotide messenger RNA. It is a transcript of the gene Pgant35A, whose product is annotated as polypeptide N-acetylgalactosaminyltransferase 35A. Gene Ontology annotation, cellular component: Golgi apparatus. NCBI's taxonomy places the organism in Eukaryota, Metazoa, Arthropoda, Insecta, Hymenoptera, Vespidae. The record is from RefSeq and is a predicted model, not a curated record. Gene Ontology annotation, molecular function: Notch binding; polypeptide N-acetylgalactosaminyltransferase activity. Gene Ontology annotation, biological process: regulation of Notch signaling pathway; protein O-linked glycosylation.